AUGGAAACAGAUAGAUAUACCACAGUGAUGAGAGUCCUCUUGAGUGUUGGGAUCCUUUUCCAAGGGUGCAAUUCAAAAUUCAAAUGCAGGAAUGACAACGGAGCUGAAGUUGACUGGUAUAUUUUGUACAAGUAUCCCAAUAUGGAUAAUCGUGGAUUGUCAUACUUGUAUAUGGAUGAGAGAACCAACGGAUGGAUACUCAGCACAGAGAACAUCAACAGUGCUUCUGGCACUCUAGCAAACACCCUGAAACCUCUUCUCGACUUCUAUGACAGAAAGAUCGAAGGCUUUGGAUACAUGCUGUACAGUGACCAGCCUCCAGAACCAUAUGUUGCUCCUUCCUCAUUUGGCCACAGUAAAGGGGUUGUGAUGUUGGACAAAAAGACUGGAGUUUGGCUUUCACACAGUACACCAAAAUUUCCAGCAUAUCGCAAGAAAGCCUUCUGGCCUAGUAGUGGAAAUGUAAAUGCUCAAACAUUUAUGUGUGUGACUUACUCCUAUGAUGAAUUCAAAGAAAUAGGACUGCAGCUCAAGUACAUCCACGCUUAUUCGUAUGACUCUGAAAUCCCACAAACCUUUCACAAUGAGCUCCGAUGCGUGGCACAGAGAGACUGCUACCCAAAAAAGGAGCCGUGGUUUAGAGUGGUGACAUUGACUUCUUCAAGCGGGCAUAACUUCCUCAGCUUUGCAAAAUACAAACGUUUUGGUGAUGAUCUUUACUCUGGUCUUGUUGCAAAAGCCAUUGGAGGGAAUCUGUAUGUCAAGAGCUGGGGAAAGAUGCGCCGCCCUCUGUCUUCUAACUGCAGUGCCAGCAUCCCUAAUCAUGUGUACAAUGUGAAAAAAGUAAAGCUUCCAAAUACUAACCCCUUCAGCGAUACUGUAGAUCACUCCAAGUGGAGCGUGACCUCAGGUGGUGACUGGACCUGCAUCGCUGAUAUGAACAGGGAGGAGAAACAGAUGGAAAGAGGUGGAGGAGCAAUAUGCACUAAUGACAGCGUAGUUGGGGCGGCUUUCUAUGAAAUGAACGCGGCUUAUGAACAAUGUUCAAAUCAUGAUGCUCGAAAUCGAGAGCUGUGAAGGCACAGCCCAAGUGUUGGGCCAAUACUGUAAAAACCUUGUGACUUUUGAUAACCACAUCAGCUUAAUUAUGUCACUUCAGUUGAUCAGUCUUGAUUAAUGCAGCUCAGGAGACUCAGGUAAGAUCAGCUCAAUUUUAUCUAAAAGAACUCUGGAGAUGGUUAUGCUUGCUGUUAUCUCCUCCAGGUUAGAUUAUUGUAAUUCAUUAUAUGCAUGUCUGAGCCAAAUUCCCACAGCUGGUGCAAAAUGCAGCAGCCAAACCUCUUACUACACAUCACUCCUCUUUUAGCUUCCCUUCACUGGUUGCCUGUUAAUUUGAAAAUUGAUUUAAAGAUUAUAUUGUUGACUUUGAAGGCCCACUCUGGGAACUGUACACCCCUGCACACAAAAUGAGGUUUGACCUAUGUCUGUGUUGUACUUCAUAUUGUUUUAUCAUCUUCUACCAGUUUUUCAUUUUUAAUUGUCUUUAUUUCUCUCUUUCAUCUCCUUGUGCUUUGUUUCAAAAGGUGCUAUAUAAAUAAAGUUAUUAUUAUUAUUAUUAUUAUCAAUGAGUGUGGCUGCACAACCAAAAACUUGAUUUCACUUCCACAUUUUUCUGUGUCACAUUAACUGUGUUAAAACUAUUUCGACCUCAACAUCAAGUGUGUUAUAUGUAUGUUAACCCUGUUUUGAAAACCAUGUCUGAAGCAUUAACCUCUGUACUGACUCCAAAUUAAAUGUAUUAAAGUGAAUGACUGUCCAACGCUCGCUGGGAGCUUUUGCUGCAGGUGCACAGGGCUGCAGUUCCAUGUAGUAAAGGGCCAUUCCUCCUUUUGAACACCCUGAAUCCUUCCUGUGUUUGUUGAUAUUCCAGUGGAUUGACUGGUGGAAUGUCAGGUAUAAGGGUGUUCAUGGCUUUGUUUGUCUGUGCACGUCUUUUCCAGUCUUUUUUUUUUAUUCUUUUCUUUUCAGGUCACCUUUGGCACUAGCAAACGUUUACUCAUUUCUUACGUGAAAACGCCGUUCUUAUCCUCCUUUGCGGGAGGUCUGGUCUGUGAUCUUGUGAGGAGAACUGAAAUUUACUUUAGUGUGAGUCCAGAGUGGGCCUUAAAAGUCAACAAUAAAAUGUUGCAAGCAGACACAACAAGUUUACGCCUUUCAUCUCUUCUUCUGUGGCACCAAAAUGUUGCAAAUGUAAAUUAAUUUCUCGAAUCUUUUCAUUUUCCUCGUCUUGGUGAUGUAAAGUGCAGGAGACUGUAUUUGUUAAAUCCAAAACAUCUUAUCACUUGUGUUAAGCUGAAUAACAUAUUCAACCAUGAAUUCAGAAUGUCAGAUUUGCACUUACACACAGCAGAUAUGAUUUGAUUGGUUUAGUUUUGGUUUUUCCUUUUUGGUUACAUUGCAAAAAAUUGCGCAAAUCAAUUUUAAAAAACUGGCUGUACUGCACUUUUUGAUGUUAACAGUCCAGGAAGUGGCACAGCUUCCUGUUCACGCCACCAUGUCACACAUAACAUUAAGUGUGUUAAAGCCCUACAUUAUUAUUAUAGGCUAUAUUAUUACAUACAUACAGUAUAAUCUCCGUUUUUAGGCAGCUGAUUCAAAAUAUAGGACAGAAUACUGUGUUCACUCGUUUGUACUGUGAAGUAUUAAAAAAAAUGCAAAUGCAAGAUCAAAUAUCCUGAUGUGCUGCUGAUCACUUUUGUGGUGCUGAAAUGGGUAAUACCCAUUUCUGGCUUUGUUUGGCUGUGUUUAAAAUGAUCACAGCCUCCUCCUACUCCAUCUUUCAGCGUGAAGGUGAUGGUUAGACCUUCAUCGCUGAUACAAACAGGCAAACGAGCAAACCAUCUGCACUAAACACGGUUAUGUAUGCUUUCAUUUCUAAACGCACACUGUGAACUGUGUCAACAAGUUAAACUUCUACAUGAUCUCAAAGCACUCGGGAACAACUCUUUGUCUAGACUUUUUUUUUGUGUGUAAAACACAAACAGGCUGCUGGCAGCUUUGUUAAAGAUGACUCAGUGUGCUCAUGUACAAAAAAAAAAAAAAAAUUUAAUUGCCUCAUAAAUUUAUUACAACAUUUUGUUUUUUGUUUUUGUUUUUUUUGCCAUGUUUGAGUUUUUGUACCAUACUGCUUUUCUUUUUAUUAAUCAUGUGUAAGGCAACCAGAUUCCAACAAACUAAAUGUUUGUGUAGGAAAAAGUGGGACAUGUCAACAAUACUGGGAGGUAGUCUAAAAUUUUCAUAUCUAACAUAAAAAUAAAAUAAAUUGCUCAUGUUACCCAAUUGUGAUUUUGCAUGU
This is a messenger RNA of Archocentrus centrarchus (flier cichlid), 3355 nucleotides long. RefSeq names its product deoxyribonuclease-2-alpha-like. Gene Ontology annotation, biological process: apoptotic DNA fragmentation. Lineage: Eukaryota; Metazoa; Chordata; Actinopteri; Cichliformes; Cichlidae. Gene Ontology annotation, molecular function: deoxyribonuclease II activity. The record is from RefSeq and is a predicted model, not a curated record.